Aspergillus udagawae is the source of this 978-nucleotide messenger RNA. RefSeq lists its product as uncharacterized. The transcript has a single exon. NCBI's taxonomy places the organism in Eukaryota, Fungi, Ascomycota, Eurotiomycetes, Eurotiales, Aspergillaceae. The coding region runs from base 1 to 978 and encodes 325 amino acids. The record is from RefSeq and is a predicted model, not a curated record.
AUGAGUUUCUCAUUGAAAAAAGGUCUCUGCUCUCUAGUAGCAGCAUGGACAUUGAUCCACGUCAUCCUUAGCAGACCGACACCCUCAUCAUCGCUUCCUUGGCUGCGAUAUGACUUCUCCAAGGUCACUAGCCUUAGGGACAAUGCUACAGCGUCUAUAUAUCCUCCAAUCGUACCGCCCAUAGUACCCCUCAUCCUGCCUCUGGAAGACGUUUUCAGAGCAUCGUAUAACGACAUCGAAUACCUGAAAGUAUACUUCAGUCAUACACAAAACCCACACAUCCAACAGCGUUUCGAGGCUGAAAUACUACACCCGAUCGAAGACUUCCAGGUUUCUGUAACGAAAGAAUACACCUUGUUAUUCAAAGACGCAUUUCCACAUCGGAUCAGCGAGGCUGCUGGACUUGCAGAGCCGCAGCGCGCACAGGCCCGCGAAGGGGUGGUCCGGCUCCUUCAGAAUAUUGACACGCUGAACUGGAAUAUCACCGCGUGGGCCUACCAGAAUGCUAUGAUCGACCUACGGCAGGUGGACGCCCGCGAGAACAUAUUGACGCAAGGCGAGGCGAUCUGGGCUCAUCGGUUCAGGAGCAUCAAGGAGGAUAUCGAUGCCGUGCUAGGACAGUUCUCAUACCAUGGCCAUCCACUUCGAUAUGUGGGCAGUCUGAGUCACGGGAUUCGAGGACGCCAUAAGGGCAAUUCCGCCAUCAAUCUGGACGAUUUCGAUGUUGACCUCUUCGUGGCACAUGCUGAGGAGUGGCACAGGCACCUGCCCGUGAUACGAGAACAAUUCCCUGAGAAUUUCAGCAAUGGGAAAAUAUACCCGUUGGGAACCCAUAUGCACGAGAUACAGAACCUCAGCCACGCGGUAGGCCACGCGGUAGGCCACGCAUUGGCUGCGAAUCUUAUGGGCAAGGUCAAGCAGUCAUGGAGAUUUAUUGGGAAUACGGAAAUUGUGCUUCGCGAAAUAGGCCCGUAUUAG